Molecule: messenger RNA, 1323 nt
Organism: Thamnophis sirtalis
Lineage: Eukaryota; Metazoa; Chordata; Lepidosauria; Squamata; Natricidae
Gene: RHOC
Product: ras homolog family member C
Biological process (GO): small GTPase-mediated signal transduction
Molecular function (GO): GTPase activity; GTP binding
Source: RefSeq, a predicted model, not a curated record
GGCGGGGCAAGAGGCAGCCAGAGCGGCUUUGACAAUCCCAAGAAGCCAGUCCGUUUCUGUGUCUCUCUUCCCCGGACCGACGAGGCGAGGACCCGGGGCUGCCCGAGCCAGACUUCGUGCCAUGGCAGCCAUCAGGAAGAAGCUGGUGAUUGUGGGAGAUGGUGCCUGUGGGAAAACAUGCCUAUUGAUUGUUUUUAGCAAGGACCAGUUCCCAGAAGUCUAUGUACCAACAGUCUUUGAAAAUUACAUUGCUGAUAUUGAAGUAGAUGGGAAACAGGUGGAGCUGGCUCUCUGGGAUACAGCUGGGCAAGAGGAUUAUGACAGGCUGCGGCCUCUCUCUUAUCCAGAUACAGAUGUUAUCCUUAUGUGCUUUUCCAUUGACAGUCCAGAUAGUUUAGAGAACAUACCAGAAAAAUGGACACCUGAAGUGAAACAUUUUUGCCCAAAUGUGCCCAUCAUCCUUGUAGGAAACAAGAAGGACUUGCGGAAUGAUGAUCACACACGCAGAGAGUUGGCAAAGAUGAAACAGGAGCCGGUGAAGCCGGAAGAUGGCAGAGACAUGGCGAACAGAAUCAAUGCUUUUGGCUACCUUGAAUGCUCCGCCAAGACAAAGGACGGAGUGCGGGAAGUGUUUGAAAUGGCCACCCGGGCUGCUCUGCAAGUCAGAAAGAAUAAAAGGCGCAAAGGUUGCCCACUCUUUUAAGAGUGUUGGCAAAAGCUGUGACUGUGCUGUUUGAAGCAUGCGCCGGUUCCACGGAUUGCAUGGAAGCAAGCAUGGCAUCUCGAUAGAUGGAAGAGUACAAGUUUAAUAUGAUAGUUGGCUGAUUUCAGCCUCCAUUCUUCUGUACAGAAAAGGCCACCCAGGGUACUCCACAGCAGUGAACUGUCGGUCUUUCCUUGGCCUAUACCAUAAUUUUGUAUGUUUGGGAAGUCAAGAUAAAUCAUUUGAAUCCUUUUUGUAAUGAUUUGGGUAUAGGGCCGACAGUUUAUAUGACUUAAUUCUAUACUUCUUGCUCUUUUGUACUAAUUCUAUAAUUUGGUGCUUCCAUGGAUUUUCACAGGUCUAUGUUUUCACAAAUAACAGACGAUAGACAUUUGGAAUUCUGCAACAUAUGAAGCUGGACUACAAGCUAAUGUAUUUGCCAGUCUCUCUCCAUAACCUGAAAGCUUGCAAGGGGCUGCCAAAAUGUUCAUAUGAAUGUCUGGGGAGGAAUCAGCCUCUAUUGGAAUUCGUGCUCUCUAUUGCACUUCAGUCUGAGGAACAUAGGCUUAUGUUUUGACAAUACUAUAUUCUCAGCUCCUUAUUAAAUUAAUUUGAUUUUA